UACAAAAACAAGAGCUAUAAUGGAGGAGUUUUUUGAGAAACUAAAAAAGAAGCUCUCUGUUGACAACAUUCUUGAUCUUAUGAAAGAUGGAAAACUUAAGGAAGAUAUAAAACAAACUUUAACGGGUACAAUGAAUUUAAGUGAAAAACCCAAACAAGAAGAGAUAAGGUCCGCGGAUAUAUCUAAGAAUAUGUUGGAUCCCAAAAAUCAAAUCACUGUGGAAAACAUUCAACACAAAACAAAUGAAGAUCAAAGUAAGCAAACUAAAGAUGAACCUAAAGAAACAUCUGACGAUAAAAGUGGAUCUCCAAAUCAUUUUAAUGUUCUACAGAAGCCUAAUGUUCAGCCUGAAGUGGAAAAAGAUACAUCAAACACAAAUUAAGAUAUCA
This is a messenger RNA of Papilio machaon (common yellow swallowtail), 389 nucleotides long. RefSeq lists its product as uncharacterized. The transcript is spliced from 2 exons. Bases 20 to 382 code for a protein of 120 amino acids. The record is from RefSeq and is a predicted model, not a curated record. Lineage: Eukaryota; Metazoa; Arthropoda; Insecta; Lepidoptera; Papilionidae.